Messenger RNA from Chelmon rostratus (copperband butterflyfish), 2306 nucleotides. RefSeq names its product transmembrane and coiled-coil domain family 2 (gene tmcc2). Gene Ontology annotation, biological process: amyloid precursor protein metabolic process. Bases 1 to 1470 code for a protein of 489 amino acids. NCBI's taxonomy places the organism in Eukaryota, Metazoa, Chordata, Actinopteri, Chaetodontiformes, Chaetodontidae. The transcript has 5 exons. The record is from RefSeq and is a predicted model, not a curated record. Gene Ontology annotation, cellular component: endomembrane system.
AUGAAGCUGGACAAGAGCGAGGUGGCAACUCUAGGCCUACCCUCCACCACCAGCCAUGGAGGCUCUGACAGCAACAUCAGCGCGGAAGGAGCGGCGGCAGCGUCUGGGGUCACGGCCGGGGGUGCUGAGUGUUCGGGGGCCGGCGAGCCGCAGAGGACGCGCGCUGCUCUGGAGCACCUGCAGCAGAAGAUUCUGAAGGUCACGGAGCAGAUUCGCGUGGAGCAGGAGGCCCGAGACGACAACGUUGCAGAGUACCUGAAGUUGGCCCACAACGCAGACAAACAACAGGCGUCCCGGAUCAAGCAGGUGUUUGAGAAGAAGAACCAGAAGUCGGCACAGACCAUCGCACACUUGCACAAGAAGCUAGAGCACUAUCACAAGAAGCUGAAGGAGAUAGAACAGAAUGGACCAGCCCGGCAGCCUAAGGAUGUCCUGCGGGACAUGCAGCAAGGAUUAAAGGACGUCGGGGCCAACGUUCGUGCUGGGAUAAGUGGUUUUGGAGGUGGCGUAGUCGAAGGGGUCAAAGGUGGAGUGUCUGCCCUCACUCACACAGCUGUGGUCUCCAAGCCAAGAGAGUUUGCCAGUCUUAUCAGGAACAAGUUUGGCAGCGCGGAUAACAUCGCUCACUUAAAGGACACACUUGAGGACGGAGUCGGGGGCCACUCUGAGGACGCCCCCACACCUCGUGCCCUGAGUGGAAGUGCCACUCUGGUCUCCAGCCCAAAGUACGGCAGCGACGACGAGUGCUCCAGCGCCACGUCCGGCUCCGGAGCGGGUAGUAAUUCUGGGGGUGCAGGGGGAGGAGGAGGAGGAGCAGGAGGAGGGUUACUAGGACCAACGAUGGGGAGUCCCAGACUGGACGGGCACCACCACCACCACCAUCACAUGCACAGCUCUUGGGACUCUCUACUUGAGGGUCUGCAGGAGAUCAAAGCCAGCCAGGCGCACAUGGAGGACGCCAUCGAGGACAUGAAGGGCCAGCUGCAGAGUGACUACUCCUACAUGACACAGUGCCUGCAAGAAGAGAGAUACAGGUAUGAGCGACUUGAAGAGCAGCUGAAUGACUUAACAGAGCUGCACCAAAACGAGAUGACGAAUCUUAAACAGGAACUCGCCAGCAUGGAGGAAAAAGUCGCCUACCAGUCCUACGAGCGAGCGAGGGACAUUCAGGAGGCCGUGGAGUCGUGCCUGACCCGCAUCACCAAGCUGGAGCUGCAGCAGCAGCAGCAGCAGGUGGUCCAGUUGGAGGGAGUGGAGAACGCCAAUGCUCGAGCUCUGCUCGGUAAACUCAUCAACGUCAUCCUGGCGCUCAUGGCCGUGCUGCUCGUCUUCGUCUCCACCUUGGCCAACUUCAUCACCCCGCUGAUGAAGACGCGAGCCCGGGUGGCCGCCACCGUCCUGCUGACCUUGCUGCUGUUCGUCCUGUGGAAGCAGUGGGACUUUGUGGAGCCGUGGCUGCUGCCCAGCUGAGCUCCCCGCCUGAGAGGGACUCCAGAGCGGAGACGCUGGUUUCAACUCUGUCGCCGCCGCUGAAGGAUGCAGGGACUGAAAUAGAAUAAGAGCGACUGCAAUUGUUCCCUUUGAGCGUGAAAGUGGAGCAUCUGAGGACAAAACAUGGCCCUUUUAGUUGAGGAGCGGACACGAUCCGGCCAACGUGAGAGGUGUUUACAGUGAGAAAGAACAGAAAUUCUCUGGCUGCCAAGCAACAAAAGGCAUCAUCUCAUCUCGCCCAAAUCUGUUGGUGUUGAUGGCCAAUCACCGAUUGCGUUGCUGUCACCAAAAAACUGAGUUUCUUGGAAGAAACCUUUGGAUCGUCUUUUUUAAUUAUUUAUGAUACAUGAAUUACAAGGUCUAGAGAAACUUAUACUGACUUUAAAACGCUGAUCAUGUUCGCUGUAACCUUCAUGUUGAAGCUAUAGGAAAAGGUUUUUUUUUCAUGAAUGUUAUGUGCUCAUGCAUGUCCUCAUAUGUGCACUAAGAUGCAUCUAGCUGGCAUGAGUUAACAUUUCAUUAAUGACUAAAUGAAUCUUCUAUAACUGCCAUUUUGUUGUCAGAAAUACAGUGCAGAUAUGUUGUAUCGCAGCAUCCCUGGUUUGUUUCACAUGCUGUUCUGGUGUUGAAGCAGUGCUUUUAGAUGCAUUUCUUUCUUUUCUGUCUUUUUGUUGAAGUCGAAUGAACUGUUAAAAAAGAAAACAAAAACUGAUAUCCGCAGGAAACUCACCAUAAUAAUUCAACUACAUAAAAUCUGUUCUGUCCAUAAAUGCUCUUUCAUAACCACUAUUGUAGAACUGCUACUAUCCACAGUG